AUGACAACGGCCGUCGCUGCACCCCCGGUCCCCGCUCCCCAUGCGCCCCCGUCCGUCGACGGUGUCGGGAGCUCGAGAACAUAUGCUACCAUCGCUCCAUCCACUUCGUCACCUCGCGCUGCCGUGACUCCGAACUCAAAGUCUACCUCUCGCCUUGCUGCUGCUCCUCCUGCUUCUGCUCCUGCUUCUGCUUCUGCUCCCUCCGCCAUCGCUGAGAAUGCUUCACCAACCUCCUCCAGCGAUAGCUCCGCACAGCAUCAGCAGCUCCAGCAGAGGCCAGACGGGAAGCGCUCGCCUCUCUCGUAUGUCUUCUGA
Molecule: messenger RNA, 315 nt
Organism: Aaosphaeria arxii CBS 175.79
Lineage: Eukaryota; Fungi; Ascomycota; Dothideomycetes; Pleosporales
Exons: 1
Coding region: 1-315 (104 amino acids)
Source: RefSeq, a predicted model, not a curated record